This is a messenger RNA of Laetiporus sulphureus 93-53, 3188 nucleotides long. RefSeq lists its product as uncharacterized. Gene Ontology annotation, cellular component: plasma membrane. NCBI's taxonomy places the organism in Eukaryota, Fungi, Basidiomycota, Agaricomycetes, Polyporales, Laetiporaceae. The coding region runs from base 160 to 2985 and encodes 941 amino acids. The transcript is spliced from 20 exons. Gene Ontology annotation, molecular function: high-affinity potassium ion transmembrane transporter activity. Gene Ontology annotation, biological process: intracellular potassium ion homeostasis; potassium ion import across plasma membrane. The record is from RefSeq and is a predicted model, not a curated record.
UCGGCCAGCUCUGCACAUUGCAACCAUCUGCUCAUCCUCAAGGCCUCAUCGUUCCUCCCAGAAUAUAUUCAUAUGAGCCUAACCAGCUAACAGGACGAGCCGCAAGACACCUGGCCGUGUAGCGCCUUCUCUCGUCUCUGAGCGGCCCCGACUUUGCGAAUGCCCUCCUUGCCCUCACGUCGCCUUUCUCGUAACUGGCUGCAUCGGCUUCAGGAUGCAGGCUCCUACAUUCUCAGCAAUCUCAACUUCUACCGGAUCCAUAUUCUUGUUUUCACGUUCACGCCGCUCAUCUUCUCAGGCAUAUUCUACGCGGUCAAUGGCAAAUACCACAUACCCUACAUUGAUUGCUUGUUCACCUGUGUUAGCGCAAUGAUGGUCUGCGGUCUGGCAUCCAUCGAUCUGAGCAAGUUGACUCCGCUUCAACAGUUCCUCUUAUUUGCCCAAAUGUGUCUUGGCAGUCCGAUUUUUGUCUCGUGGGUGAUUGUUUACGUCCGAAGGAGCUUUUUCGCGAAAAGGUUCCAGCAUAUUAUGGAAGCCGACAUGGCGCGCAAGCUGGCUCACAAAUAUCACGAGCCAGUUCAUGUCAAGCUGGUUCCAUGGUGGCGGCGUGCACUGGAAUCGCUCCUUCCCCGCAACACUCGUUCGAUCAACAGCCGCGAGAGCGUGGAGAGUUCAUCCCGGGAUGCUCGAGGCGGGCUGCGCACGGAUAUGGUCCGUCGCACGGAUGAUGCACCGAGGCUAGUCAAUCCAAGCGGCUGGAUCAGCGAGGGCCGGCCAGAGGUCGCGACAGGACACGGUUUCGAUCAGGACGGUACUCACGAGCCCGACGUUCCCUCUCCAUUGCGGUAUCUCGCGUUCUCAGAUAUUGACAACCCUGCCCUUGUCAACGCUGCCGCACCGGGUGGGCCGCUCGUAAAGGAGCCUGCAGAUCAGUCCGACACCGUCUCUGGAACGACCUCUUCCACCAGGACCGACUCUGAGUCUGAUUUUGCGGACACAGGCGAUCAUCAGGGUACGUACGAGGAGGGCAAGCAGCAGAAGGAGCCUGCUCGUAUGUUGUCAGAGUCCGCGCCGAUGACGGACUCACCGAUCUCAGAACCGGAGGAGCCGUCGCCUCGCUCAACUUUUACUGCAAGUGCCGCACAGAACAGGCAGGGCACGUUCCCUCGUCAGCAGACGAUAGAGUUUGCGGCUUCUUCCCGUCCUUUGCGCCACGCGCGUUCCGCAGAGAGGCCUCUUGCUCGACAUUUGCAAAGUACUCUGUCGCAGCGUAGCGAUCAGGCUGAGUUUGACUAUCGACGUCCGAUGCGUCGGCCGACGUUGUCCUACCCAGAGAGCUAUGAUGCAUAUUCUUUCAGCCGCCGCGAGGAUGGGAAUACGUCGCACGGUGAAUUUGGAGGCUUCCCGAUGCCUUUGGAGAUCGGGUCACGCUUGUUCGGUCGGUUGUUCCCGAACUUGAAGCGCAAGCUGACCCGUACUAUGACCAUGCCGCGGACGAGGACGAUCGUUUCGCAGCAUGGCUCGAUGGCACCGGGAGCGCGACCUGUCUCAUACAUUAGCUUCGAGGCUGUUGUCGGGCGCAAUUCGACCUUUAAGAGCCUCACGAAGGAACAGCUGGAAGAGUUAGGGGGAGUGGAGUAUCGCGCGCUCGGCGCCUUGCUUUGGAUUGUGGGCGGGUAUCACAUCAUGACUCAAUUGCUAGCAUUCGUCGUGAUCGCACCGUACAUGUCAAUCCCACGAUGGGCGAGCGACUUCAAACCUCCCCAGCUGUACAGAGACGUUUCACCAGUGUGGUUCGCAGCAUUCCAGGUGGUCACUUCCUACACUAAUAGUGGAAUGUCCCUCGAGGACGAAUCGAUGAUACCUUUCCAGCGAGCUUACCCGAUGAUCUUCUUCAUGAUUUUCCUGAUAUUGGCCGGGUACACUGCCUUUCCGAUAUUCUUACGUGUGACAAUAUGGACUCUCAGCAAGAUUGUUCCGCAGGGGUCGCGAAUUAGGGAGACGCUGCACUUCUUACUAGACCAUCCCCGGCGAUGCUAUAUAUACCUGUUUCCUUCUUAUCAGACGUGGUUUCUCGUUUUAGUACUAAUCGCUCUAAACGGCACGGAUUGGUUCUGUUUUGAAGUUCUGGACUUGGGCAAUCCUACCGUCAUGACAAUACCCCCAGGCGAUCGAGUACUCGUUGGCUUACUUCAAGCGGUUGCAGUGAGAUCUGCAGGCUUCAGCACUGUGAACUUGGCCAACCUUGCUCCGGCCGUGAAAACACUUUAUGUCAUGAUGAUGUACAUCAGUGUUUACCCGCUCGCCAUGAGUGUGCGUUCGACAAAUGUUUACGAGGAGAAGUCCUUGGGGAUAUAUGAAGACGACAAUGACGCGACAGCCAGUCUUUUUGAUCCAAGGGAAAAUCGAGUAACAGUCUGGAGUCGUUAUUUGGCCACGCACAUGCGGAAGCAGCUCUCGUUCGAUAUGUGGUGGCUCGGAACUGCACUGGUCCUGGUCUGUAUCAUCGAGCGAGACGGACUGGAAGAUGAGUCAAACAGCUCAUGGUUCAACAUAUUCAGGAUCCUUUUUGAAAUCGUCUCUGCAUACGGUGGCGUCGGCCUGAGUCUCGGCGUGCCCUAUGACAAUUACUCAUUUUCUGGGGCAUUGAGGCCCCUAUCGAAACUUAUCAUCUGCCUAGUCAUGCUGCGAGGAAGGCAUCGUGGCUUACCUGUCGCUAUUGAUCGAGCUGUCAUGUUGCCGGCGGAAUUCUACGAGCCCGCGAAGGAUGGAGAUCAAGAAGGACUUCCCGAAGAUCACCGGCCAGACAUCCCUAAUGGACACGUUCCUGACGGGAGAAGCGAAAAAAGCCGUCGUCGAGCCUCUCGACAGCGCAGUCAAUCUAUGUCUAGAUCUGUCGCUUCCGACUCUACCCAUCAGAUACCAUUGCGUGAGCUGCGACCGUCGACAGAAGAGACUCAUGAGGAGGAAUUAUCACAGUCAUGACAAUCACGAUUUCAUUGCAAUCUUGACCCAUGGACGGACGGAAUCUUCUACGCAUUUUAACAUAGAUGAGCAAUAUCUUUAUUCAUCUCACGGUUUGAAUUGAUUCGGCACAUUUUUACUACCACAUCUACGCUGUAAUUUGCUGUAAUGUCAAUCCCUUCAUGAUUUCGCUCUCGAACAAUAUCUGUGGUCCACGCCUCCUC